AUGAAAUUCACUGCUAUUGCUUCCGGCAUUAUCUUGGCUGCUUCCUCCGUAGCAGCUCAAUUAACUGCUCCCAUGCAAAACUACAAUGUUAGCAGCCCUGUUUCCAAUGGUCCCUAUGUUGUUGGCCAAAUCUUACCAUGUACCAUUCAACUCUUUGAAAAUGUCGUGUCAGAUAUUGCUCUCUCCAUCUCACUUGAUUCUGCUGCUGCCGGUAGCAAUCUCACUUAUCCCAUUGCUGCUUCAGUGGAUGUCUCAAAGACCACUGCCAGUGCUAAACAAAACGGCAAUAUUACUUACUAUGAACAUUCUGUAAAUUACAACAUCCCCACCACCGUGGUUCCUGGCGCCUACAAGGUUGUCUUUUUAGACUCCAAGACAAAUACCCAUCUUGAUGUUCCCAUCAAUGUCUUGCCUGCCGCUUCAGCUUCCGCUAUCAUAUCUGCUGCUUCCACUGGUGCUGCAGCUGCCACAUCUACCUCUGCAGGCUCUAUCUUUAAAGAGAGCGGUAAUGGCGUUGCUGCCAUGUCUCCCUCAAAAGCAAUUGUUUCCCUUGCUUGCGUUGCUGUUUUGGCCUACAUGCUUUAA
This is a messenger RNA of Mucor velutinosus, 585 nucleotides long. RefSeq names its product Small subunit (SSU) processome component (gene UTP5). The record is from RefSeq and is a predicted model, not a curated record. Bases 1 to 585 code for a protein of 194 amino acids. The transcript has 2 exons. Lineage: Eukaryota; Fungi; Mucoromycota; Mucoromycetes; Mucorales; Mucoraceae.